Glycine soja is the source of this 2761-nucleotide messenger RNA. Its product is annotated as probable receptor-like serine/threonine-protein kinase At5g57670. The record is from RefSeq and is a predicted model, not a curated record. Gene Ontology annotation, molecular function: protein kinase activity; ATP binding. Gene Ontology annotation, biological process: protein phosphorylation. The transcript has 10 exons. Bases 155 to 2257 code for a protein of 700 amino acids. Lineage: Eukaryota; Viridiplantae; Streptophyta; Magnoliopsida; Fabales; Fabaceae.
CCCUUAGACACCACGGUCCUCGAGCACGAUUCGUUCCUCUCUCGCCAUUCCCAAGAUAAAGCAACCAACACCGAAAAGAGAGAGAGAGAGAAAUAAAAAGAAAGAGAGAGAAGAACAAAUUCAACACUCACACACACACAAAGUGACUCUUCCGAUGAUGUUAAUCGGCGACGGUGCCGGUUGCCGGAAAGUCCUCGUCGGCGUUAAAUUAGAUCCUCGCAGCCGCGAAUUGCUGACGUGGGCUCUCGUCAAGGUCGCCGAGCCCGGCGACCUCGUCAUUGCGCUUCACGUCCUCGACUCCAUCACUGAGGGAACGGCAUCGCUGUUAUCUCUCGUGAAGACGUUCGAUUCCGUUCUCGGCGUUUAUGAAGGCUUCUGCAACCUAAAACAGGUUGGUCUGAGGCUUAAAGUGUGUCGCGGAGGUUCGGUAAGGAAGGCGUUGGUGCAGGAGGCAAAGGCGUUUGGCGUUUCCACCGUGAUUUUGGGAACUUCGAAAUCUUAUCAUACUAUUCGUUCUUCCGCGUGGGUUGCGAAAUACUGCGCAAAGAAAUUGCCGAAGUGUAUCUCUGUUUUCUCCGUUGAUAAUGGCAAAAUCGCGUUCCGGAGAGAAGCUAAUGGAAAUUGCAGUGAUCGAGAGAAAUUGUGUGAAGGGUCAAGUUUGUCGUCAAAAUCGUUGGUGGUUUACACAAAUAAGAAUAUGAAGAGUUGUGGAAGUUGUGCAUUGCAAGAGGGUUCUGGAACUGAGUUUGAGCAAGGGUUGUGUGAGGAUGUUGAGAAGGAGAAUCCGCUUGCUUUGGUUCCGUUUAAGAAGCUUGAAGAUGCUCCUUGUUUUUCGGUUGUGGUGGAUAAUUCGAAGCCUAAACCUGGUUGGUCACUGCUUCGCCAUGUGUUUCAUCACAAGAAGCAUAACCAUAAGUCUUCUUCUAUGAAGAAUACAUUUGUUUUUCAACGGGCGUUGCGGCAGCCGAAUUGUCAUUCUUCUGCUGUGGUCCAUCCAGAUCAUAAACAAAUUAGUUUUAAGCAGAUUGAUGAUUCCCCUCUUGAUGGGGUGAGUGGUGCCAUUGUGCCAUUUGAAUCUGCUACAACUACUCUCUUUACUCUUCCCUCCAUUUGCAGUGGUUUGAGUAGCCUUCCUGAAGAAUUGUUAGUAUUACAAGAGAAGUACUCGUCCUUGUGCCGAUUAUAUCGUUUGCAGGAACUUUUAUCUGCAACCUCCAACUUUGCAUCUGAUAAUUUGAUUGGCAGAGGUGGCUGUAGUUAUGUUUACAGAGGAUGUCUUCCAGAUGGCGAGGAAUUGGCGGUGAAAAUUUUGAAGCCGUCUGAAAACGUGAUAAAGGAGUUUGUUCAGGAAAUUGAGAUCAUUACAACUUUGCGCCACAAGAACAUAAUAUCUAUAUCUGGCUUUUGUUUAGAGGGCAACCAUUUGCUACUAGUGUAUGAUUUUUUAUCAAGAGGAAGCCUGGAAGAAAACCUUCAUGGCAACAAGGUGGACUGUAGUGCAUUUGGUUGGCAAGAAAGGUACAAGGUGGCCGUGGGUGUAGCUGAGGCACUGGAUUAUCUGCAUAAUGGCUGUGCUCAGGCUGUGAUCCAUAGGGAUGUGAAAUCUUCUAAUAUCCUUCUUUCAGAUGAUUUUGAGCCUCAGCUUUCAGAUUUUGGACUGGCUAGUUGGGGUUCAUCUUCUUCCCAUAUUACUUGUACUGAUGUGGCCGGAACUUUUGGAUACCUCGCACCUGAGUACUUUAUGCACGGUAGAGUGACUGAUAAAAUUGACGUAUAUGCUUUUGGUGUUGUACUCCUUGAGCUUCUCUCAAAUAGGAAGCCCAUUAACAAUGAAUGCCCAAAGGGCCAGGGGAGCCUUGUUAUGUGGGCAAUACCAAUUUUGGAAGGUGGGAAGUUUUCCCAGUUGCUUGAUCCAAGCCUAGGCAGUGAAUAUGACGAUUGCCAGAUCAGGAGAAUGAUUUUGGCCGCUACUCUCUGCAUUAGACGGGUUCCUAGGUUGCGACCUCAAAUCAGCCUUAUAUUGAAACUUCUGCACGGUGAUGAAGAGGUGAUAAGAUGGGCAGAACAAGAAGUUAUUGCGCCACAGGAACUCGAUGGAUGUGAUGAGGAACCAGUUCCAACUAACAUUCAGUCACACCUAAACCUUGCUUUACUGGACUUGGAGGAUGAUACGAUUUCUAUCAGUAGCACCGAGCAGAGUGUCUCUUUGGAGGACUAUUUGCAUGGAAGAUGGAGUCGAUCUUCAAGUUUUGACUAACCAGUUGUUCAUAUUGAUGCCACAUUGGAAUCAAAUGUUUGUUUCAUAAUUAUUUUUUGUUUUUCUUAGGUUAGAUUUUCAAAUUCUGCAGUAUAGCACUGAUUGGGUCUUGGAAGAGAGGUCCAACGGCAAAAAAAGUUCAGCCCCCCUCCUUGACUUUGUAGCUAUGUCUCACUCAAUCUGUAUUCUGGAAAGCUUUUAGCGGUAGAAAACUCAUGUUGGUGCGUUUGGGCUUUUGGGAUCAGAUUCUAACGGGGCUAAUUGCGUAAAAUUUGACCAAACAAUGAAGAGUACAUAUAUUCCACUUUGAGAGAACGACCUUUUGCUUCUUAGUUGCCUGGUGUCACAUCCAAAGUCCACAUACAUAAAGUGUGGUCUCGUCGUCAUUAAGACUAUAUAUCUUUUUUUCCUUUUUCUUUUCUUAACUAAAACUAUUUUCUAUGCUUUCUUCUUGUGAUGUGAAAUUGUGAAUAAACUGAUCUGUAAAGUUUGAGUUUAAGGUAA